AUGGUGGGUGUUCUGCUUAGAGAUUUGAAGUUUGGAGAUGAUGGUGUUCUGCUUCACAUUGAUUUGGGUUGCAGGAAAGUAGCGAUUAGGUGGCUUUGCACUUUCUUGAUUGUAAACAAUUGCCCUGACCUUGAGGAUGUUUCGUAUCUGAAGCAAGUGUUUGAGGGAGUUCAGUGCCUUCUUGAUGAUGAACUGGUCUCUGGUGGCCAUGAUAUUAGUUAUGGUGGACUUCUGGUCUAUGCCGUUAAGAUGGCAUUUGCUGGGAAUUGUGGCAUUAAUUUGGAUGAAAGAUUCAAGGACCACAACCCAAUUACUUAUCUUUAUUUUGUUAGAGCUUUUGGGGUUUCUAUGGUUGUUAAAGCAGCAAAAAGUACACUAGAUUACUAA
This is a messenger RNA of Rosa chinensis, 387 nucleotides long. Its product is annotated as probable phosphoribosylformylglycinamidine synthase, chloroplastic/mitochondrial. The transcript is spliced from 3 exons. The record is from RefSeq and is a predicted model, not a curated record. The coding region runs from base 1 to 387 and encodes 128 amino acids. Lineage: Eukaryota; Viridiplantae; Streptophyta; Magnoliopsida; Rosales; Rosaceae.